AACAGCGUAAACUUCAUCCUGUCUAUAUAUAUAUAUAUAUAAAUACUCCAUUUGUUUCUGCAAAACCACAAAACAAAUUCUCAGCUGUCUUUCCAGACAAUGGAGUUGUUAUGGAUAAGUUUCAUGAGAGCUCAAGUGAUAAAGAUGCUGCACCUUCUUGUAGUGGUGGCAUUACUAAGCCCAGUUGGAGGUGAAAGCAGAAAAGUUAGGAUAUUAGACUCGUUUGAGUACAGUGCCAUAAGUUGCAGAGCACACAGUGGAUCAAUAACUGAAUUUGGAGGAGUUGGUGAUGGCAAAACAUCGAAUACUAAGGCAUUUCACGAUGCAAUUAAUCAACUAAGUCGGUAUGCAUCAGAUGGUGGAGCUCAGCUAUAUGUCCCCGCUGGAAAAUGGUUGACCGGCAGCUUUAAUGUUAUCAGUCACUUCACUCUCUAUCUUCACAAGGAUGCUGUUAUUCUUGCCUCUCAGGACAUGACUGAAUGGCCUGCGCUCAAACCUCUGCCAUCGUACGGUCGAGGAAGGGAUGCACCUGCGGGAAGGUUUACGAGUCUCAUAUUUGGAACAAAUCUUACUGACGUUAUUAUCACAGGGGACAAUGGCACAAUCGACGGCCAGGGUGCAUUCUGGUGGCAACAAUUCCACAAGAAAAAGCUAAAAUACACACGACCUUACCUAAUUGAACUCAUGUUCUCAGAUAAUAUACAAAUUUCAAAUCUGACGCUCCUAAAUUCCCCAUCAUGGAAUGUUCAUCCUGUUUACAGCAGUACUAUUCUUAUCCAAGGCAUCACCAUCAUUGCUCCAUUAACAUCUCCAAACACAGAUGGCAUCAACCCAGAUUCUUGUACCAAUACAAGAAUUGAGGAUUGCUACAUUGUAUCUGGAGAUGACUGUGUAGCAGUAAAGAGUGGUUGGGAUGAGUAUGGGAUUCAAUUUGGGAUGCCCACAAAACAAUUGAUCAUCAGAAGGCUCACAUGCAUUUCACCAUACAGUGCGACCAUAGCAUUAGGAAGUGAGAUGUCAGGUGGAAUACAAGAUGUGAGAGCAGAAGACAUUACAGCCAUCCAUACAGAAUCGGGGGUAAGGAUCAAGACUGCUAGAGGGAGAGGAGGAUACGUGAAAGAUAUAUAUGUUAAAGGAAUGAAAUUGCACACUAUGAAAUGGGUCUUUUGGAUGACUGGCAAUUAUGGGUCACAUGCUGAUAAUCACUAUGAUCCAAACGCCUUACCUGUGAUUCAAGGGAUUAAUUACAGGGAUAUUGUAGCAGAAAAUGUGUCCAUGGCCGCUAGAUUGGAGGGGAUUUCAGGAGACCCAUUUACAGGUAUAUGCAUUUCUAAUACAACAAUUGGAAUGGCAGCCAAAGCCAAGAAGGUGCCAUGGACUUGCGCUGAUAUUGCAGGGAUCACUAGUGGUGUUACUCCUCGACCUUGUGACCUGUUACCUGAUCAAGGACCACAGAAAAUUACGGCCUGUAACUUUCCCACCAAAAAACUGCCUAUAGAUUUGGUGGAGUUCAAAAAAUGUACUUACCAAAUGAAUUAUAUGUAAAUUUUCUUUCUUAGUA
Molecule: messenger RNA, 1561 nt
Organism: Pistacia vera
Lineage: Eukaryota; Viridiplantae; Streptophyta; Magnoliopsida; Sapindales; Anacardiaceae
Product: probable polygalacturonase
Exons: 6
Coding region: 100-1545 (481 amino acids)
Biological process (GO): carbohydrate metabolic process
Molecular function (GO): polygalacturonase activity
Source: RefSeq, a predicted model, not a curated record